AUGGUAAUGUUCUAUGUUACUUAUACAGAAGCUAAGUGUGUUUGUAUAGAUGAUGGGUGCAGUGGCAAGGGAAAGGAACAAUUGCAAGAUGGUGAUGAUAUUGACUGUUAUGUAGUUGAUGAUGAAGGAGGUGUAGUUGAUGAUAUCCAUGGAAAUGAUGAGGGGUUGGAUGGUCAUCAUGAUGUUGAUGAUGAGGAAUUUGAGGGCUUGUAUGAUGAUGGGUGCAGUGGCAAGGGAAAGGAACAAUUACAAGAUGAUAAUGAUAUUAACUAUUAUGUAGUUGAUGAUAUCCAUGGCCAUGAUGGGGGGUUGGAUGGCCAUCAUGAUGUUGAUGAUGGGGAAUUUAAGGGUUUGUAUGAUGAUAGGUGCAGUGGAAAGGAAAAUGAACAAUUGCAAGAUGAUGAUGAUAUUGAUUGUUAUGGGCUAGAUAGUCAUCAUGAUGUUGAUGAUGGAGAAUUUGAGGCUUUGUAUGAUGAUGGUGAGAAUUAUGAAGAUGGUAAUGGUAAGGAUUAUGAAGAUGAUGAUGGUGAGGAUCAUGAGGGUUUGGAUGAUGAUGUUGGGGAUCAUGAGGGUUCAGAUGAUGAUGGUGGGGAUGGUGGUAAUGAGGGUAUACAUGAUGGUGGUGGUGCUGAUUUGUCUGAAUAUGAUCCUAUAAGUGAGUAUGACAAUCCAAGGGAAAGGGGCAAUACAAGGGAUUUUGACUUUUCCAAACCAAGAUUUCGGGUUGGUAUGGAGUUUGCUACUAUGAAAGAGUUUAGGUAA
Messenger RNA from Nelumbo nucifera (sacred lotus), 762 nucleotides. The record is from RefSeq and is a predicted model, not a curated record. NCBI's taxonomy places the organism in Eukaryota, Viridiplantae, Streptophyta, Magnoliopsida, Proteales, Nelumbonaceae.